Rhopalosiphum padi (bird cherry-oat aphid) is the source of this 1636-nucleotide messenger RNA. RefSeq names its product serine hydrolase-like protein. The record is from RefSeq and is a predicted model, not a curated record. The transcript is spliced from 3 exons. Lineage: Eukaryota; Metazoa; Arthropoda; Insecta; Hemiptera; Aphididae. The coding region runs from base 313 to 1200 and encodes 295 amino acids.
UUAAUCUAUUCUGUGCGUUUGCCGUUCAGUAGUAUCGUUAAAUAGUAAAUACUUAAAUGUUAAAAUAGUAAAUAAAUAAGUAACAUAAAUAAUAUAUUUAUUGCGAAUUUAUAUUUUUUUGACAAUAGGAUGAGCAUAAUAAUGUCGAUAAGGAAUUACGAUUCAUUUGCGGAGACCGAUAUUUUAUUAUACUUUAGCCUGUAAACGACAUGACUCGGCAUUCUGCUGACGAAAGCCCAGAACCUUAUUUCCAAUGCCAAUAGUGUUGUCCAGUCAAUGUUAAUCUGAAAUUCUUAGACGUUUGUUUCCAGAAUGAAUCCUCAAGAAAUUUCAAUUCCAGUUCCUUGGGGACAUAUUGCUGCCAAAACUUGGGGCCACAAUUCCGACGCGCGAGUUCUCUGUCUACACGGGAUACAGGAUAACUGCGGUACGUUUGACAAGCUCAUACCGUUGCUCCUGCCAGGUUUUUAUUACGUAUGCAUGGAUACGCCAGGACACGGACGAUCAUCGCACUAUCCUCCCGGUUUCCGGAUAACGAUGGAGUGUUAUGCGGUAGCCGUCAAACGGGUCGUCGACCACUUGCAAUGGGAUCGGUUCAAGUGUAUCGGGCACAGCAUAGGUGGCAUGAUCGCCAGCUUGUUCACGUCCUUGUACCCGGAACACGUGGCCAGCCUGGUGAUGAUCGACAGCGCGGGCCCUGUGCCCUUGUUCCCGCAGGACACGGUGAAAUGGAUGAGAACGGUGUGCGACCAUCUGCUGGUGAUCGAGCGCAAGGCGGCAAGCGGAUCGCCGCCGUUGUACACCCGUGAACAAGCAAUCGACCUACUGAUGACGAAACGGCCGUCUAAGUUGACCAGGAGUUCGGCAGAAGUGCUCAUCGAACGGUCCCUGAUAGAACGCCCUGGUGGUUAUGUGUUCAGCAUGGACCAGAGACUCAAAAUGCUAUACAACCAACUGUUCUCGCCGAUUCAGUUUGCGGCUGUGGUGGACAGCAUUCAGUGUCCCGUUUUGCAAUUGCGCGCCUCAGACAACCCGCGGCAAAAGAAUCCGGACGUUAAGUUGUCGAGGAAAAUGUACAAGUCCAACCCGAACGUCCGCGUGGUCAAAGUAAACGGGAAUCACGACGUGCACUUAAACCAUCCAGAGAGGAUAGCGGAUUUGAUCAAUAAAUUUCUACUGUUCGAACGCAGCAAAAUUUAAUCGCAGAUAUAAUAGCGCUGUUGCAUGCACAUUGCACUAUAAGCUAUUACUAUUAUAAUUAAAUUCGUUAUAAUUUAUAAUACAUAAUAUUAUACAUUAAUUGUGAUUGGUAGGGACAUUGAUUAUAGAUAUUCUAUAAUCAAUGGUAGGGAUCUGGGUUUUUUUUUUUGUAAUUUUUGUUAUUAUAUUUUGUUUUUUUUAUGCGGGUUUUUUUUUUUUAAUUUGAAAUGGUGUUUUAUAUACUUAUAUUAUCGAACUCAAAAAGGGUUUCUUUUAUCACGUCGUCAGCUGGACACUAUAAUACAGAAUCAUGUACCUAUUAUGUUUUUAUUUUUAUUUAUUCGUAUUUUAUGUUUUUGUGAACACUCGUCUGUUAAUCGAUUUUCAUUUUCCAAUACACUAUAUAAUACUAUAUUAUACGUUUGUCGACGUUUAA